AUGUCCCCCCUGCAGUGUCCCCGGCACUGUCCUCCAGCUGAUGCCGGCAUCUGUCUUCCGGGUUCCGUUCCCUGCGACGUCAGGACAUACAGGGACAGAACUGGUGGGAAAUUUGAAAAUUUUAAUAAAAUCACAUAGUAAAACAUUACUGUAUCAAACCAUUUCACAUACAUUUUGUCCCUAGUGCUUUGUCCUGUGCCCUGCCUGCAUUUUUACUGUUCUUUCUGCCUGGAAACUGAGAAACGUCCAUGGCGUCCAAAAAGUGUCCCUUUUAGGUCAAAAGCGGUUUUAGAUCAGCUAGAGAACAGCGAUAGUAAAUCAGAACCACUUGCAGAAUUGA
This is a messenger RNA of Staurois parvus, 340 nucleotides long. NCBI's taxonomy places the organism in Eukaryota, Metazoa, Chordata, Amphibia, Anura, Ranidae. The record is from the annotation of a GenBank genome assembly.